This is a messenger RNA of Emiliania huxleyi CCMP1516, 1041 nucleotides long. RefSeq lists its product as hypothetical. Bases 1 to 1041 code for a protein of 346 amino acids. The transcript is spliced from 2 exons. Gene Ontology annotation, molecular function: protein binding. Gene Ontology annotation, cellular component: cytoplasm; nucleus. The record is from RefSeq and is a predicted model, not a curated record. NCBI's taxonomy places the organism in Eukaryota, Haptophyta, Isochrysidales, Noelaerhabdaceae.
AUGUCGUUGACGCCUGCGGAGGCAGCUUUCGAGGCGCGGCGCCACUGCAAUGCGCUGCCAUUGCGCACGAAUUGGCCUCAGACCCCCCUUGGAGCUGCUGUCGGAGCGGGGAGCUCGGCGUGCGUGAAGCUGCUCCUUCGGGCGCAGGCUGAUCCAGACAUUGAGUGUGAUCCUCUCGGCAGCACGGCGCUGUCUUGCGCUUGUUCGUCUGUCGUGAAGAAUGCAUCCGUGAUCGCGCAGCUGCUGAAGGCUGGAGCUGACGCCGACCGCGUCUCAAAUAGAGGUGGGUAUCAGUGCACACCGCUCACGUUUGCCUGCAUCCCAUCGUCGAGUGGGCAGCAGGAAGUGAAGGAGGAGCAGGAGGCUGCGGUUCGAGCGUUGGUUCGAGAGGGCGCUGACCUGCUCGCAACCAAUGCGGAUGGGUCGACGGCGCUGCAGUACCUGUUGCGGAACGGUCCCCGCGGAGGCAGCUCGCGCACGUGGGACAGCGUGCGCCUGCUCUGCGCGCUCGGUGGCAGGCAGCCCGGCGACGAGGAGGUUCUGGCGGACGAUGAGGAUCCCCUCGCGCGCUCGCUAGAUCGCUUCAUGCGCGCGACCGCCGACUACACGCCGCUCAUGCACCUCGCUGGCCUGCACGACACGAGACUCGUCCGGGCGCUACUGGUUGAGGACGGCUUUCCGCUACCGAGCCCGUUUCGCGCGCUCCCCUCGCUCCCGCCGCACAUACCGCACCCCUAUCAGACGCUUGACACUUCCUCGACCGGCCUCGACCAAAUCCGCUUUGGCAGUCACGGAGUCUACCCUCAGCACGAAGACGGGGAGUUUGGCAAGGAACUCGCCUCCAGCUUCGAGACCCGGCGGCUGCUGUCCUGGCACUACGUGAUGCGCGCUUGGCGCGAUACCUUCCGGGCGCGCCGCAUCGUCGUGUGGUGGCUCAAGGUUUCCUCGGAGAGGGCGUGCGCCCCCGACGGCCCGGCGCGCAAACGCGACCGCGAGGAGUUCGAGGCCGCGUUCGGAGCGGCGGCGGGGAUUGGUUCGUAG